Molecule: messenger RNA, 2628 nt
Organism: Trichoderma citrinoviride
Lineage: Eukaryota; Fungi; Ascomycota; Sordariomycetes; Hypocreales; Hypocreaceae
Exons: 3
Coding region: 1-2628 (875 amino acids)
Biological process (GO): mRNA processing; primary miRNA processing
Cellular component (GO): nuclear body
Source: RefSeq, a predicted model, not a curated record
AUGGACUCCUACUCAUCCUACCGCGAUGGCUCGGGCCGCUCGCCGAACGAAAGAACGUGGGGUCGUGAUGAAUCUCGGACUAGGGAAGAUAGAAAUGAUGGCUUCUAUCGCGCGAGGUCUCCUGGCAAUGAGCGCCGAGACCGAAGACGUUCGCGGUCCCCUCCUCCCGUUGAUCGGUACGAGCCGCGACCUCGUCGAGAUGGCCGAGACGGCCGAGACGACAGAGACAGAGAUCGAGACAGAGAUGAUCGGCGUCGUAUCACCUCACCGCCGGCAAAUAUCGACCGCUACGUGCCUGGACAGGACAGUGGAUCAUCCGGCAUUGCCGUCAAUCCUCUGCAAGAUCCAGCCAAGCUUCCUUACCAAGUUGGUUUCUCCUAUUUCGGCGAAUGGUGGAGAAUGAACGAAAAGAUCAAGGAGGAGAAGGAGCGCGCGCGGACUGGGCGGAGACGAGAGCCUGAAAGACCUAGAGGCGCUCGAGAGACUCAAGAGGAGCGAGAGAAGGAGAAAGCCAAGAUCCAAGUGGCAUACGAUGCAUACAAGGAAGAGCUUCAAGCCAAGAUGGCCAGAGCCUUUGUUGCGGAGCAUAAGAAGGAGCAGUGGUUCAGGGAACGCUAUGUCCCUGAGAUCAGAGACGAGUUCAAGGCAAAGCUCCAAGAUUUCCGACGAGCGGCUUACAGUCAGUGGGAGCAGGAUUUGGAGUCCGGCACCUUUGACGAGUUUUCUCUCGAGGGAAUUCCAAAGAGCGAGAGCAACGGCGCUGGUGGUGUGAUUGAAAAAGAAGAGGGCGAGGCGACGGCCGCUAACGAAAUCUUGGGAGUCGGCGAUCUGGUCCCCGUAAACGGCGCUGACAUUCGCGACGAGAACCAGUUCCAGCCCACUCUGCUCAUCAAGACCAUUGCCCCUCAUGUCAGCCGCCAAAACCUAGAAGCUUUCUGCAAGGAGAAUCUGGGUGAGGAAGAGGGUGGGUUCAAGUGGCUGUCCCUGUCCGACCCGAAUCCGAGCAAAAGAUAUCACCGCAUUGGAUGGGUUAUGCUUCAUCCCUCUUCGGAAAGCGCGCCGCCGAUGGAUCGGGCAAAUCCCAAGGACGAGGAUGGUGAUGAGGCGAUAAAGACGCCGCCGCCUCCUGUCUCUGCUGCGGAGAAGGCCCUCGAGGCUAUCAACGGCAAGACGGUCAAAGACGAGGUCAGGGGUGACUUUGUCUGCCACGUUGGAGUCCACAACCCACCGCAUCAUCCGCGGAAGAAGGCCCUCUGGGACUUGUUCUCCGCUCCGGAGCGGAUUGAAAAGGAUCUCCGUCUUGUCCAGCGCCUGGUCAACAAACUUGAAGAAGAGUAUGGCUCUGACUUCCAGGCCAUCCCGAAAAUUGAAGAAAAGGUUGAGGACCUGAAGAACGCCGGCCGGCUACAGCCCGCCAUCCCCCCCACACCAACGAAGAAGGUCAACAAGACUCGGGAACCUGGUAUGGACGAGGCGAUGGACGAGGAUGGAGAAGAAGAGGAGGAGGAAGAGGGCGCUGUGGAAGACGAGGAAGUCGACGAUGAGGAUCUGCUGGUGAAGAAGAAGCAGCUUGACUUGCUGAUCGAGUAUCUGCGCAGGGUCUUCCACUUCUGUUUCUUCUGCGUGUUCGAGAGCGACUCUGUGCACGAGCUCACCCGCAAGUGCGCAGGAGGACAUCUGCGCCGUCCCCAGAGCACUCUCUCGUCUUCUGCCAGGGCCGUUGCCAGGGCCAGCGCAAAUGGAGAGCCUUUCCCAGACAAGAAGCGAAACGAAGCCGAGAAUGACGUGGACGGUGAGGUUGCCGAAGGAGAAAAGAAGUUCCGCAACACAUCUUCCAAGUCUGAGCAACAGCUUCUGCGCGCCUACAAUUGGGUGAAGACGUUUGAGGACAAGCUGAUGCAGAUCCUGGAGCCCGAGUCGAUCGACAUCCGCAAGCUUGGCGGUAAGCCUGUUGAUGAAGCCAUUGACGAGGAAUUGACCAAGUAUGUCAAGCAGGAGGACGAGCAUAAAUGGAGAUGCAAGGUUCCAGAAUGCACCAAGCUCUUCAAGGAAGACCACUUUUGGAAGAAGCACGUGGAGAAGAGGCAUACGGAGUGGCUGGAGGGCUUGAAGCAAGAGUUCGAGCUCAUCAACGCCUACGUGUCAGACCCAGCACACAUUGCCCCCUCGCGCACUGAUGCAAACUCCAACGGCCACUUCCCGCCUACCAACGGCCAGUCGGCAUCCGGUACCCCUCGCGGCUUCAACCUGCAGAACUUCUCCAUGAAUGGCGUCAUGGGCAUGCCGGGAUUCCCCAUGAACCCCGGCAGCUUCCCCUCGCUGUUCGCCGGCAUGCAAGCCAAUGGCUGGAACUCCAUGGGCGAUGACCGCGCAGGAGGGCCGAUCCGCCGUGGUGGGAUGUCUGGCGGGCGAGGCGGGUACCGUUCCGGCCCCUACGAACGCCGUGGAGGCGGACGCUGGGACGGAGGCGGCGGCCGUAACCGCAACGGCGGAUCCCGAUGGGGAGACGGAGCCGGCGCUGCUGCUGCCGGCCCCCGAGAAGCUGUGCAGGGCCGCAGCUUGAAGAGCUACGAAGACCUUGAUCAGGUGUCUGGAAAUGGAGGCGGAGGGGGCGAGCUCAACUACUAG